AUGUUUCCAAAUGGGUCCGGAUUUGUACCCGGCCCAGGAAAAAAAGGUGCUCGUAUUGCUUUAGAACCAUAUGGAGAUUGGAAAAUACAGGAAAUCGGUUAUGAUGGUGUUGAGAAAUACUUGCGACCUGAAUCGUUUUCGGAUCAUGUUGGUAAACUAGCUUGUAAGGUAGAUUGGAAACAAGUCGUUCCUUCUGCUUUGACUUAUGAUGAUCCUAACGCUGUAGAGGAUGAAGAAGACGAAGAAGAAACUCAAGCUCUCGUUGGCUCUAAAGAUCGCCUUAUCCCCGAAGCAGGGCCAUGGCAUACUGUUGCGAAAAACUUACAUGAAUCUUUAACACAACUCCACGUUCUCCUUGAUGAUCUCAAAAUUAUGAGUAAUACAAAUUAUAUGGCACCUUUAACAAUACUUGAUCCUAUUCAUAACGAAUCUGGGGAUAAAUCGAUGGACAACAAAGCAUUGCAAUGGAUAUGGCGUCGAAAAGCAUUGCUCGAAGCUGCUUCUGUUUUGGAAAAAGCACACGAAAGACUCUCACAGCCAACACAGACAUCAAAUGUUAUGGAUAACUUCUUUCUUGAGUUAAAGAAAAUGCGAGAAUAUUGGCGUGUACGUAAAACUGGAGAUCACAUAUACGGAGAUCUGGGCUAUCACAUUUUUGGCCCCAAAUAUAACAGCAGAGAGUUGUUUGAUAUCACCCGUCGUUCGACUCCUAUAUUGUACUAUGAACGAGGGCUUGCCAUGUAUACAGGAUCCAGCCCUACGAAAGAUGAUGUGAUCUCUUCUGUUCUUCAGGUUUCAGUCCCUCGGGAUCUAACGAGAAGAUCAACCUUGUCAUUGUCGAUUGUUCGAGACGACGCCUCUUCUCAAAAUCUCUUCGCGAAUCUCGAUGAUUCGAAUUUCGAAUGGAUGAAAAUCGAAACAAAGAAAAUUGAGAAUAUUCACUGGAGUAAUGCUUUAAAAUGGGCUCAAGAUACUUUAAUAUGUAGAGAUACAUUCGACACUUUAUGUACUGAGUCAGUUCAAAUGCGUGAACGUCGCUCUACUAUUAGGGAUGGCGUACUGCUGGUCGCCCUUCAUGAUGGUUAUAUGCUCCGAAUAGAAUUAAAAUAUUAUCCUUUUGUGGAUGGUGAAUUCGAAGCCGAAGGAGAUUCUUACCUAAACCGAUCUCUUAGACAAAUGAUUGUUGCUAAAGAAUGUACUCGUUGGAUUAGACCUCAGCUUUAUGUUUCUCUUCCCCCGACUCAGUUACCAGAGACACUAGAUGUUCGCGGACCAAGAGCUUUUACCCAAAGAGAAAUUGAAGCUUGUGCUUAUAAACCCGAGUUUCUUUUGGAAAAAUUGAUACAAGUUUCUAGUCAUUACAAUUUAAUUAAAAUCGCAAUAGAUACCUUAAAGGAGUUCAUUCAGACUACUCCUGAUCCUCAAGUUCAAUGGAGAUUUUUACGUUGUACACCAACCCAUUCCCAACUAAUCGUGGUAAUGUCAAAUAGAAACUUUGAUUACAUAAUGGGAAAGACUACUUAUUACAUGCAAAUCUCUCCUGAUUCUAUAACGAUUGUUAACAAGGAGGGCCAAUCAAUCCUCUGCUAUCGGGACAAAACCCUCUUAUUGAACACUUUGAAGUUCAUGCUUUGUACAUUUUCUUUGAAUACAAUAUCCGGCUUAGCUCGGUCUUGGUGGUAUCAGGUUCUCCAUGCGAAUAUGAAUGCUGUUGAUGAGAAUGGUGAUCCAGCACCCUCCUUGUACAUGUGUAGUUACGGCGCAGAAUGGCAAAUUCUGAUUCAAUUCCCUGUUCGUGGUCAACCCGUCGUGAAAAUUCGGAAAUCUGUAGUGACUCCGAGUGAAAACCCCGACGAUGACAAGUUCACAGUCCUGAAUUACAAGCGCAUUCCAGGCUCUACCCUUUGUAAGAAAUUGGAUAAUCUUUUAGAAGAUCUGCUAUCGCAUGACAUCCUUGUUUACGGAAGUCCUGUUUUUGUUAAGUUUUUGAAAUCCAACAAAUUCGAAAAUAGCUCUGGAGUUAUGAAGACACUAGUCUUCUUGCUCUGUUUAAUUUCUAUUCACAAAGUUUGUGCAGAAUGCACCUGCAAUCCUGAUCCUGGAAAAUGUUGUACUUCUGCUCCCGGUGAGCCUGAAUGCUGCUCACUCCAUGUGAAAGCCACUCUGGAUCAAGGCGGUUUCGACAAAGUUCCUAGUCGAUUGCCUUUUCGAAACGACGUCGUAGAUGAUCUGCCUAGUCUCAGUCUACCUCCGUAA
Messenger RNA from Auanema sp. JU1783, 2256 nucleotides. NCBI's taxonomy places the organism in Eukaryota, Metazoa, Nematoda, Chromadorea, Rhabditida, Rhabditidae. The record is from the annotation of a GenBank genome assembly.